Boleophthalmus pectinirostris (great blue-spotted mudskipper) is the source of this 872-nucleotide messenger RNA. Its product is annotated as tripeptidyl-peptidase 1-like. The record is from RefSeq and is a predicted model, not a curated record. Gene Ontology annotation, molecular function: tripeptidyl-peptidase activity; endopeptidase activity. The coding region runs from base 470 to 850 and encodes 126 amino acids. Gene Ontology annotation, biological process: central nervous system development; proteolysis. The transcript is spliced from 4 exons. NCBI's taxonomy places the organism in Eukaryota, Metazoa, Chordata, Actinopteri, Gobiiformes, Gobiidae.
AGCUCGCUGGGCAAUGAAUCAACUGAAUUGUGCGCCCAGAGACUAGCCGCCUCUACUGCCUGAACGCAGCAGAGGCGCGGUUAUGAUGCUCUGCUUCCCUGUCUACCUCAUCAUUCAUUCAAUGCAAGAAACUUUCACAGGAUCACGAGAUACUUUCAUAGAAUCUUGAGACACUUUCAUAGGAUCACUUACGGGUUCGUGUGUUAAUUUCAUGGGAUAAUUUCUCAGGAUUCUGUUUAUUUAAACUCUCACCCCAUAGCCAUUUAGAGGCUCUUUUUAGCUCUUUUGUAGUUUUACUUGUACAAGAUGGAGUACUUCCACUGUGCUCUAUACACGGUAUAGAGUUUUUAAUAACUCCAUGACACAUACGAAACCAAAGAUCACAUGACUGCGUGUCACGUGACUGCCGCUUUUUAAAACAGCCAGCUGGAGCACGCGCACAGUGAGACUAACAACAGAAGGUGAAAUCAUGAAAACACUGGUCAGCCCGGUUCUCUGCUGGCUGUGGGUCUCCUUGGUCUGCGGAGGGUUCCUGGAAUAUGACCAGAAUGUUUUGGUGCCGCAUGACUGGAGGGAUGUAGGUCGGGUCAGCCCUGAAGAAGAACUCAGACUGACCUUUGCCCUCAAGCAGCAGAAUGUUGCAGAUCUGGAAGACAUGCUCAUGAAGGUUUCAGACCCAGACUCUCCUGUCUAUGGCAAACAUAUGAGUUUGGAGGAGGUGUCUAGACUGGUACGUCCAUCUGCAGUCACACAGAAAGUGGUCUUGAGCUGGCUCCAUAGUCAUGGGAUAAGAGACUGUCACACUGUCCACACACAGGACUUUCUACAGUGCUCCAUGAGCGCAGAGUAAGCACUUUUUAAAGACUAAUAGA